AUGCGCCCGUCAUCCGCGCUUUUCUUCGCCUUCGCGGCCUCGGCCGUUGCACAGGACCAGAUUCCGCUGCUCGACAAGUUGAAGGGAUUCCUCAACCAAGCAACUGCCGCCAUCUCGUCAGCAGUGCCCGCUGCCCCUUCAAACCCGGUCAAGGCUGCAUCUGGGAAGGUUGCCGAAUCUAUCCAACAUGAGCUGACUCUGGAGAACUGGAAGGAUGUGUUGACGGUCGACCCCACCGUGAGCACACCGGCAACACAGGACUGGCUGGUUUACAUCACUGGUGGAAACACGACUUGCUUCGGACUGUGCGGCAACACCACCAAGGCCUGGAACGCCUCUCUCCCGCUCCUCGCCGCGAGGCCCAACGCGCCCAAGUUUGCCAUCGUCGACUGUGAUAAGGAGCAGCUCCUCUGUAACUCGUGGUCCGUCGGCCCGCCGUCUCUGUACUACUUCCAGAUUCCCAAGCCCCUGGCCGAUCAGUCCGCUCCCGCGACCACCGUUCGCUUCCUUCCCCUGAACCGCACCUCCACAACAACCGAGACCUUUAAGAAGCUUUUCGUGGAUGGCGAAUACGAGAAGACUGCUCCGUACGAGGGCUACUUCCACCCCUUCGAUGGCGAGCUCCAGAAGUACGGCCUGGCCAUUCCUCUCGCAUACGUCUUCUGGGGCUUUUCUAAGAUGCCAUCCUGGUUGCCCAUGAUCCUGAUCUCGUUCAUCAGCCGCUCUUUCAUGUGA
This is a messenger RNA of Paraphaeosphaeria sporulosa, 735 nucleotides long. RefSeq lists its product as uncharacterized. NCBI's taxonomy places the organism in Eukaryota, Fungi, Ascomycota, Dothideomycetes, Pleosporales, Didymosphaeriaceae. The transcript is spliced from 2 exons. The record is from RefSeq and is a predicted model, not a curated record. The coding region runs from base 1 to 735 and encodes 244 amino acids.